AUGGAAGAAGGGCGGUGGAGAAGUCUGCUGCUCAUGGCAUGGGCCAUCGCUGGUUUCCUGCUUCUGUCCUCCCCGGAGGUCGGCAGCGUCGCCGACCUCCCCUACUCUGGAUUGCUGUGCGAAGCGAAGUGCGGUACGUGCCCCGUCGUCUGUUCCUCAUCGCCGCCACCCCCUCCGCCCGAUGGCAUACACCAGCUGCCGCCUCCGCCGCCGCCGCCUCCGAAAAAAGGCCAACCAAAGUCGUCGUCGCCUCCGCCGCCGCCGGCGGCUCUGGCCGAGGGGCAACGAGGGAGCCAGAGCUAUCCGUACUACUACUUCUACACAUCCUCGGGGGGGCUGCAAGCGCGCCGAUCGUCUGCCAUCACCGAGUGCCUGAUGCCUCUGGUGUUAUCCGUCAUGGUAGUGCAUCUCCGUUGA
This is a messenger RNA of Spirodela intermedia, 417 nucleotides long. NCBI's taxonomy places the organism in Eukaryota, Viridiplantae, Streptophyta, Magnoliopsida, Alismatales, Araceae. The record is from the annotation of a GenBank genome assembly.